Synchiropus splendidus (mandarinfish) is the source of this 1458-nucleotide messenger RNA. Its product is annotated as NADPH oxidase organizer 1-like. Gene Ontology annotation, molecular function: phosphatidylinositol binding; superoxide-generating NADPH oxidase activator activity; protein binding. Lineage: Eukaryota; Metazoa; Chordata; Actinopteri; Syngnathiformes; Callionymidae. Bases 61 to 1458 code for a protein of 465 amino acids. The transcript is spliced from 8 exons. Gene Ontology annotation, biological process: superoxide anion generation. The record is from RefSeq and is a predicted model, not a curated record.
CCAUCAUUGUCACAGAAACUGAGGCUGCCAACACAUUUUUCCAGCCGCAGGACUAGAGUCAUGACUGACCUGCAACGUUUUGUUGUAAGCGUCCGCAUCAUUGGCGCUGUGAUCAGGGUCACCCCAAAACUCAAGACGUUUAUGCUGUCCGUGCUGUGGUCAGAUGAAGCUGAAGUCAUUGUAUACCGGUCUUUCGGGGAUUUCAAGAAACUUCAUAUGCAGCUGAAAAAGAAGUUUCACCACACAAUUAUCCACAAAGUGAGAACAAUUCCCAAAUUCAGAGGAAAGGCCUGGAAGAGCAGCCAGCAGAGGGGAUCCAAGCGCCCCGUAGUUCGAAUGCAGUUCCUUGAGAGCUACUGCGACAAGCUGCUGAAAUGUGACCAGUCUGUCACCCAGAGUUCAGAGGUCAACCAGUUCUUCACUCCCAAAGACCAUGAUCUGCAGCCAGAUUUCACCAAGAACAGCAUCAUGAUCAUGCCCUCGGAUGACCAAAACAAUGGAGAUGGCAGCGGAGAUGUCCACCGCCGCUCUGUUGGGAAUGUCACUCAGCCGUUCGCCACACAAAUUUACCGUUGUGUUGAAGCAUAUGAGACAAAGGAUAGUAAAAACCGCCCCUUCAAAGUGGCGGUGGAUGAAAAGCUGGACGUCCUGAUCAAAGACCCUGCAGGUUGGUGGUUUGUGGAGAAUCAGGAAAAACGCUUGGCUUGGUUUCCUGCUCCAUACCUGGAGCUGCUUGGAGAAGAAGAAGAUGAUGAUGAUGGCGCCCUGUCUGCAGGGGGUCUGUACCGGGCCAUAAGAAGUUACUCAACUACGAAGAGCGACGAGGUGUCCGUGCCCAUCGGCUCGGUGGUUGAGGUGCUGAGACAGUCUAACAACGGCUGGUGGCUCAUCAGGUUCAACAGGAAAUCGGGUUAUAUUCCCGCCAUGUAUCUGCAGCCGUACAAUGACCCACACGCUGCCUUCCAAAGGAAGAUGCACAGCUCCACCCUGAACCUGGACGCCAGCCUGGGCUCUGAGGCCUUCUAUCCUGCCAUUCGUGCCACUUCAACAGUUCAGUCCGGGCGGCUGCUGAAAGCCCAGUCCCUGGAUGUCCUCCCUGAGAACUGGUCUGAGAGCUUCCUGACAGGGAACUCCUCUGAAGGUCGCAGUGCCAGCCGAACCAGCGCCGAGUCCAGCUUUUCCAGCUUUUCCGCACAGAGUGAAAAUUCAUCGAGCUCCCAAGACGACACAAAGCUCCACCAGCCCGCAGCAUCUCCUCAGGCUUCUGACAGCGACAGCGGGAGCCUGGACCUCAGCAUCUCAGAUAGCCACAGCUCUGAUGAAUCUGUCUCCGGGCGCAGCGCCCCCAGAGUGCCCACCAGACCCAAACAGGAGGAGAUCAUGACUCGCUGCACCACCAUGACCCGAAAGGCAGCCCUGGCAACCAAAUCCAGGCUCCUGCUGCAACCCAGUCGCUAA